Dreissena polymorpha is the source of this 3552-nucleotide messenger RNA. Its product is annotated as cilia- and flagella-associated protein 69-like. The record is from RefSeq and is a predicted model, not a curated record. Gene Ontology annotation, biological process: positive regulation of flagellated sperm motility. Lineage: Eukaryota; Metazoa; Mollusca; Bivalvia; Myida; Dreissenidae. Bases 162 to 2972 code for a protein of 936 amino acids. Gene Ontology annotation, cellular component: non-motile cilium; sperm midpiece. The transcript is spliced from 24 exons.
CGAUGCAACAUUCCAUAGCAACACACAUACAAUAUGGCGGCUUGUUUUGAUUGUUCUGUGUCCUUACAAACUUAAAGUAAUGCCACUGUAAAACUGAAUAUCGAAACCCGAUUCUCCGAUACAAUUUAUCGAAAUUAAAUAACGAAAACAAGCGGUACACCAUGGCUGCCCUACAGACAAUCCAGGCUGCAACCUUCCACUCCACUGGUGGUGGAAUGAUAACUGAAAAUAAACCCACUAUCCCUGUUGUGGCCCAUGUCAUAACAGAUGAAGACAUCGGCGCACUUCAGGGAUCCAAACUUAUCCCAAUGAACCUGAACAGAACUAUCAAGCUCCUGACAGACCCACAUUCGUCCAUGCUAUAUGACAGACAUGUGAAUGCUCUCCAAAGAGUUCUCCGUCAUUACACAAAAGGAUUUCCAAUGAAAGACCUCGUACAGGUAUUUAAAAUUCUGAAUGUGUGCUCGGAUCGAGUGAAUGAGCAACCCAGAUACGAACAGUUCAUCAUUGACAUCCUGAAAAUCUGCAGCCUUCCAUUCUUGAAGGAAAAAUCCUCGGAUGAGCUGGUGUUUGAACAGAUUGUUCUUGAGUCCGUCUCUCAACUUGGUUACCUGAUGCGUGUCCCAAGUAUAGCUGUACGAAAACAGAUCUGUGAAACACUGCUGUGCUUCUUUACUGAAAUUCCAGAUAAACAGGAGGUCCAGUAUCACAAAGGCACGAACCUGAAGUACAACCAGAAGGUGGUGGAGGACAGUGACAUAGCAGAGACCCUUGUCAAGUCCCUGGCCUUGCUGGAGAGUGAGCUGCCAGUGAAGCUGGCGGUGCUCAACGUGCUGCAGAAGUUCUCCAAGCACUCAGCCAAGAUUUGUGACUCCAUGCUGAGGGCGGAUGCUGCACACAGGGUCUGUUCACGCCUGAUGGACCCUGACCCCUCGGGACAGCUGCUGUUCAGAUCCUCCGAGAUCCUCUGGAACCUCCUUGAGAAUGGGGAUAAGGCAGUGCUUGCACAACAGCUGAAUAACCUUAUAUGUAUUAGCCAGCUGCGUGAUGCAUUUAUAUACCAGCUGACCCAAGGUUACAGUCACUACGACAGGCAGCUGAGGAAUGACUUGUUAGUGCUGGCCUCUCUCAUUGCACAGAAGUGUCCCAAUACACCCUUUGUGGAGACGGGAUUCGCCAAACAGCUUGUACUCUUUUCUACCUUCCAAGAAGUGAAGAGCCACAAUGCCCUGGUGAAGCACCUGAAACUCAUGCAGAAUCAUGAGGACUUUGAGCUGAAGAAGCUGCUCUUCAACAUCAUGGUAACCAUGGGCAACGACUCCACUGCACUGCCGAUUCUGUCUGAGGGUCACCUGAUGCUGGCUCUGUUCUCCUUUGUGCGAGCCAAUGAGAGUCAGUCUGGACCUCGAGAAUGGACACCAGCACAGUUUGAGGAGCUACAACUUCAGGCGAUGUCGAGCCUGUGCUCACUAUGCCCCAAGAUGCUAGAUGACUACAUGACGGUGCAAGGCAGCACCAGGAUACUGCUGCUCUUGGAGUGGUGUGUGGGGCCAGAGGACUUUGGUGGCCAUGGCAACAGUCUGCACGGUGUUGGUGGCCGCGGUAACAAGCGUGCCCAGAUGCGGUUCUGCUUGCGCGUGCUGCGUAGUGUGGUGUCCACGGGGGAUGAGCUGGCACUGCAGGACCUAGCUGACCAGGGCGCCAUUAACCAGAUCAUCACAAUUCUGACCAAUGCAGUGACCAGUAACACUGAGGAUGAUGCUAUAGACGUGGAGAUGCAGGCAGACAUGAUGAUGAUCCUCUCAUGUCUGUGUGAUGGAGACAUGCACAGAAAGGAGCUCUUUGGAGAGGCCGGUGUGAAUGUCUGCGUGCACUACCUGAGGACUGACCCCAAACUGCUCUCCAGUGGACUGGGUCACCAUAGACUGCUCCUGACGGCCGUAGACUGUGUCUGGUGUUCCAUAGUGGGUUGUUACACAACUGAGGACUACCUUCUGGAGAAAGAGGGCAUCUUUCUGCUAAUUGAUCUCUUGGAGGCCUGCCCCAAGAACAUGCACAACCUGAUACUAGGCUGCCUGCUGGACCUGUGUGAGAACCCCAAGACAGUGCACCACGUGCUGACCUGGAGAGGGAAAGACAACUCUUCCGCGGCCCAUCUCUUCUGUGAGACGUGGAGGAGUGAGGAGAGGGAUCUGGGAGUGAAACGGGACAAUAACGGGGCCAUAGCUGAUGUGCGUCGUCCCCUGAUGGGCAGUCUACAGGACAGCAAGGGGUUCAUACCUCUGCCAGCGGGCUGCAUGUCACAGGCUAUUGUGGACGUCUCAGAGAACAUGAGGGCAAAGAUCUACUCCAUCUUCUGCAAAAUAGGUUUCACAGACCUUCCUGGCUUGACUGUGGAUGAUCAUAUCACACUGACUGUGAUUGAAAAAUACCUCGACUUUAAGAUGGGUGAAGUGUGGACAGAGGUGAUCACAGAGCUGGAUCAGGAGCGGGUGCGACCCACGACCCCUGACCUUGAGGCUGUGGAGGCCAUCUCGCGGGCGAUCGAGAACCGGGCAGAGAUUGUGGCCGGUACCCAGCAGGAGCUGCUGGAGGCGCAGCAGAGCCAGGACACGCUCAAUGAGCAGGAGUUCUACGCUGAGAUCAGAGAAAAUUACAGGCAGAAAGAAAAACAAUUGAAUGACUUCUCAGACUUUGUGGCAAGAACUUCCAACUACCAACUUUUGAAGGCUGCAAAAGAACGACAGGAGUAUUCCAUUGAGGCAUCCCGAAUUCCAAAUGAAUACAAGAAAUCAAACUUUUUCCAUGAAAUCAACCUGCCUAACAUUAAGACAACAACGUUUGCCAGCAAGCAUGUAGUGGUAGACAGCACACCUAUAGACCUCACUGGCGGACCUCUUUCCAACUAUGAUCCUGACACAGGCACCAACAAGACCAGGAAACUACCCACACAGAAGGCGUUAACAAUGUAGAGAAGAAAUAUUGGCAAGACUUGUAGGACAAUGGCUGACAUAAAUAUAUAUACAAUAUAUACAUUAUACAAAAUUAAACAAUAAUCUUUCAAAAGUGAAUAAACGUCCGCAGAAAUAAUGUUAGUUGCAAAUAACAAUAUGGCACAAUACAAUGAACAUAUUACAUCACAGGAUAAGUACUGAUAUACUAUGUCUAUCAUUGAGACGUGACAAAUGUCUACAAAGAGUGCUGAGCCGUUUAUUCUUUCACUUUUUAUUAAGUCAGGUGUAGUUUUUUUGGAAUUGUUUUAUAUAUAAUAAACUGUGAUAUUUUUUUUGCUCUUUUCUGUUUGACUGCAUAUUUUUUGGAAAUUUGAGAAAACAAUUGUGCAUGGGUCUGUAUUGGAGAGGUAUAUUAAGUUUGCAUUUUUCACAACUUAUUUUGAUUUAUUUACUUACUUUCUUGUAAUAUGAUACUACAGUGUCAGAUUGAAACAAAUCCGGAAUAUUCUUUUCCAUUUGAUUGUCAUACAUGUACUCGGUCUACUGUGUAUUGUGUAUGAUAAAUAUAGUUUUGUUUAUAAUAAAUUGUUUCAUUGUU